CACACGGCCGGUUAUUAAAUAUUAAUAUUAAUACAUUUCAACUACGAUUCGAAAUUCGAAUUUGAAACAAAUACUUUUUUUAAUUUUGUUUUUUAUAUUUUUGCAGUCAAGAUGUUUAAAUACGGAGUAUUGCUGCUCGCGCUAUACCUGUCUUCGGCGAGUGCCCUGCCGCCCUGCGUUUGUACCAGAGACUACCGCCCCGUCUGCGGAUCUAACGGCGAGACAUACUCCAACAAAUGCAUGUUAAAUUGCGCACAAGUAACCAACAGGGCACUCACGUUAAGGCAAUCUGGACCUUGCGAGUCUACAGAGCGACCCGUAUGCAUAUGCACUUUUGAAUACAAACCCGUCUGUGGUUCUGACGGAAAAACGUAUUCGAAUAUGUGUAAUUUGAACUGCGAAGCGUCAGUGCGAUUCGCUUACCAAGGAGAAUGCGCGGAGCCCGUACGAGUAGCUCAACUUCCACAGUGCACUUGCACGAAGGAAAAGCAACCUGUCUGCGGUUCUGACGGAGCUACAUACAGCAAUGAUUGUAUGCUGAACUGCGCUACACAAUUCAAUCCCUCACUGAGUAUCGCUCACUUCGGACCCUGCAGCAGCGACGUCAAAGUGGUCCCCGGUAAUGACGUCAUCCCUCCGUGCUCUUGUACCCGCGAACUGAAGCCCGUAUGUGGUUCAGAUGGCCGUACAUAUAACAACAUAUGUUUAAUGAAAUGCAGAGGUCAACAGACGACUGUAGCAAGAGAGGGCCCAUGUGAACAGUGAACUAAAGUAUGAUGCAAGUGUUUACGUUUGCGAUAGGUGCGAGACGAUUCUAGAAGCGCGAUUCGAAAGUCUGUUCUCUCUCGGAUGUUGCAAUAUUUUUGUGAUCUUUAUAUUUUAGUGUCGUGUGGACGGAUUGGGCAUAUUGGCUUAUGGCCUGCAAUUAUUUUUUUAUCGUUGUAAGCAUGCUGACGUCAUUCAUCGCUUUUAUUUUAGAUUUAUUCCAACGUCCAUGAACUUGUUUAUCUGUCUAUACUAUUUAUUAACGAGUUAUCUGUAGAGAUUAAGUUACGUAAUUUAAUAUUAAUUAUACUUCGAUAGGUAUUUGCUAUCACUUAAAAAUGUGUGAGAACAUAUAAAAU
Molecule: messenger RNA, 1124 nt
Organism: Achroia grisella
Lineage: Eukaryota; Metazoa; Arthropoda; Insecta; Lepidoptera; Pyralidae
Product: serine protease inhibitor dipetalogastin-like
Exons: 2
Coding region: 112-765 (217 amino acids)
Molecular function (GO): protein binding
Source: RefSeq, a predicted model, not a curated record